This is a messenger RNA of Pelobates cultripes (western spadefoot toad), 1213 nucleotides long. The record is from the annotation of a GenBank genome assembly. Lineage: Eukaryota; Metazoa; Chordata; Amphibia; Anura; Pelobatidae.
AUGUAUAUGUUGCUGAGAGGUCAGCCUGCCCACACCUCUGUGGCCAUUUACUCGCUACAUACAACCUGGGGACCCCGGGGUAGGUUGGGGUCGUAGACAACCUGGCAGUGCCCUAGGGCACAAGAGGAAGGAAUUUGACUGGAGGCCAGGGGAGAGGGAGCGGUAGAGAUGGUUAGACAACAGUAAGACCUUACCAAGAGUGCACACACAAUCGGACCAACUCACUGCCCUGACCUGUGCCUCGGGCUGCGCACGCACCUGUAGACAGACUGUGGGAUACACUAGGGCGGGGUGUAGACGGGGGGACUAUUUAACAGAAUGGAGAGUUCCCCCCAGACUCACUCCCCUAGGCAGUAAAGUCUGUUAUUGUACAUAGAUAUACAGUUUUCCACCUUUCCUUAUACACGAGACAAAGACAGAGGACCCAACGCUCACUGACCAAGAAACCCGCCCCCACUCACCCGCACCCCCUAACCCACCGGUCCCUCCUAUGGUCCAACAACAUCAGGGGCCAGAACUCCCUGGAACGGAGGUCGUACCUGUUGCGGUCCCUGUGGGCGGCCAGGGUGUCAGUCGCCUUCUUACAAGAGACUCACUUCCAGGGUCUAACUGGCCCCAUGCUCCGAGAUCAGAGAUUCCCACUAGGGUUCUUUGCGAACCAUAAGGAGGCUAAGAGAGCUGUGGUGGCCAUCCUCUUCGCCAACCACACACCCUUCACUUGUACAGAAGAAAAAGCGGACACGCUGGGGCGAUACCUGUUCCUCAAGGGCACUAUAGUGGAUAGACAGUACACCUUCGCCUCUAUUUACGCACCAAAAACCAAGCAACACAACUUUAUCUCCAAAACACUCAGACUGCUAGAACAAUUCCGAGAGGGAAUACUAAUAGGGGCUGGAGACCUCAACUUACUCAUAGACCCACGUGUGGACACUUCCAAAGGACGCAGCUCACUACCACUGUCCUGCCUCAAGGCCACACAAGCGGCACUCAGGGACGCAGGUCUGGUAGAUAGCUGGCGAGUCCUGCACCCAGAUGACAGGUAUUUUACUUAUUAUUCCCUGGUCCACCACGGGUACAGCUGCCUCGACUACAUACUGAUAGCACAGGAAUACCUCUCCCUCCUGCAAACCAGUGCCAUCCUCCCUGUCACAUGGUCGGACCACUCACCUAUGCUGACCCUCCUGACUUCGCCCCCACACAAACCCAAGGGCAG